Messenger RNA from Hibiscus syriacus, 393 nucleotides. Its product is annotated as heavy metal-associated isoprenylated plant protein 47-like. Gene Ontology annotation, molecular function: metal ion binding. NCBI's taxonomy places the organism in Eukaryota, Viridiplantae, Streptophyta, Magnoliopsida, Malvales, Malvaceae. The transcript is spliced from 2 exons. The record is from RefSeq and is a predicted model, not a curated record. Bases 1 to 393 code for a protein of 130 amino acids.
AUGUUGCAGCAAAAGAUUGUUAUUAAGGUAUCAAUGCACAGUGAAAAAUGCCGAACCAAGGCUCUCAAAAUAGCUGCUGCAACAGAUGGUGUGGUAUCAGUGGCGUUACAUUGUCCAGGGAAAGAUAAACUGAUGAUAGUCGGAGACGGGGUCGAUGCAGUGUGCUUGACUAGUUCAUUGCGAAAACAGCUUUGCCAUGCAAGCUUGGAGACAGUGGAAGAAGUGAAAGACAAAAAGGCUGAAGAGAAGAAAGAUGCAGGUAAAAAAGAUGAAGAGAAGAAAGACCCUAAGUUCAUUAGUAGUCCAAUUAUAUGUUGCAUGCCUCCACAGCAUCAGCCAGAGUUUUUUACAGUGGUCACCGAUCCCCAUCCAAGCCCUUGCACUAUACUUUGA